This is a messenger RNA of Pecten maximus, 972 nucleotides long. RefSeq names its product sulfotransferase family cytosolic 1B member 1-like. Gene Ontology annotation, molecular function: sulfotransferase activity. Gene Ontology annotation, biological process: sulfation. The transcript is spliced from 5 exons. NCBI's taxonomy places the organism in Eukaryota, Metazoa, Mollusca, Bivalvia, Pectinida, Pectinidae. The record is from RefSeq and is a predicted model, not a curated record. Bases 28 to 933 code for a protein of 301 amino acids. Gene Ontology annotation, cellular component: cytoplasm.
UAUCUAAUAACUAGCAACGCUGUUUCCAUGGAGCUCCGAAAGAUUGAGGAUAGAGGAGGAGAAGUAUUCGUCAGGAAAUAUUAUGACGGGGUUCAUUUUCCACCAAACGUACCUGGGAACGUAAAAGACCAUUUGGAGACACUGAGAAACUUGAAACACAAAGAAGGCGACAUACUUCUCAAUUCUUUUCCUAAAACUGGAACACACUGGACUUACGACGUUUUACAUAUGUUGCUAACUGGAAAAGCAGAAUAUAGUAUCGGAAAAAUAAUGGCCAUGGACUAUGAACCAACAGAAAAAUUUGAUGCCCUAGACAGCCCCAGGAUUUUGGUGUCACAUUUGUAUCCGAAACAUAUCCCCAAAUCCGUAAUCGACGAGAAAUGUAAGAUCGUCUACAUUUAUCGGAACCCAAAGGAUACUGCGGUAUCCAUGCAUUCCUUUAUAAAGCGACUUAACAUCGACGGGUUCAAAGGUUAUAACGGUAAAUGGGAGCACUUCCUCGAAAUGUUUGCCACGAAACAAUUGCAGUAUAAUACCUGGUUCGAACAUGUUAAGUCGUGGCUUGACUACAAGGAGGACAAUCCGGAUUUUCCUAUCAUGUUCGUAUCAUACGAGGACAUGAAAAAGAUGAUUGACAUUCCGCAGAAUCUUCGAAGAUGUGUUCAGAAGAUGGCGGAAUACCUAGGAGCAAAGCAGGACCCAGAAUUUCUUGACGAAGUGGCGAAAAAAUGUCAGUUUAGCGCUAUGUCUAAAGCAAAGACCACAGAUGAAACUGAGACUGCCUUUAGCAGAGACGGCAGCAAUCCAUUCUAUAGGAAAGGUGAGGUAGGCGACUGGAAGAACUGGUUCACUGUCGCUCAGAACGAAAUAUACGACGAGGUGAUAGAGGAAAAGAUGGCUGGCAUUGAUUUAGAAUUGAAAUAUACACUGUAAAACAUCUGACGGGAUUUUGAAAUAAACAGAUAUUCGUAA